Amaranthus tricolor (Joseph's coat) is the source of this 2693-nucleotide messenger RNA. RefSeq names its product protein LUTEIN DEFICIENT 5, chloroplastic. Gene Ontology annotation, molecular function: heme binding; oxidoreductase activity, acting on paired donors, with incorporation or reduction of molecular oxygen; iron ion binding. Gene Ontology annotation, biological process: xanthophyll biosynthetic process. Bases 136 to 2016 code for a protein of 626 amino acids. The transcript has 17 exons. Gene Ontology annotation, cellular component: chloroplast. Lineage: Eukaryota; Viridiplantae; Streptophyta; Magnoliopsida; Caryophyllales; Amaranthaceae. The record is from RefSeq and is a predicted model, not a curated record.
ACUUGCCCAAUUGCUCAUGAAUUAAAAAAAAUUAUUAAAGACAAAAAAAAAAAAACAUGUCCAAAAAAACUUGCAACAAAAUCCAAAUACAUUCUGCUUUUAUCUUCCAGUUGCUUAAUCUGGAUUUAGAGUUUGAUGGCUGCCCACGUAUCAACUUUCCAAUCCCUUGCUUUCUCAUCUCAUCCCUUCAAUCUUCAAAUGAAUUUGCUUCAUUUUAAUUCUUUCAAUGCAUCAAUCCCAUCUUCUUCUUACUCUUCUAGAUCAUUACAUGGUGGGUGUAAAUGGAGCUUGAUUACUUGUUCUUCUUCAAAUGGGUCAAGACCCGACCCAAUUGAUGAUGGAGUGAAGAGCAUUGAGGAAAUUCUUGCUGAGAAAAGGAGGGCAGAAUUAACUGCUAGAAUUGCUUCUGGGGAAUUCACUGUUAAGCAACCUAGCUUACCCAUGACAUUGAGAAAGAAUCUGUCGAAGUUGGCAAUUCCUACACCUAUUCUGGAUUUUAUAUUCAAACCUUUUGAAGAUUAUGAAAAGUUUUCUAGAAUUCCUGAGGCAAAAGGGGAAAUAGCAGCUAUUCGUAGUGAGGCCUUCUUCUUGCCUUUGUACGAUCUAUAUCUCACUUAUGGGGGCGUAUUCAGGCUAAAGUUUGGACCGAAGGCUUUUCUAAUUGUUUCUGAUCCUAAAGUUGUCAAGCAUAUCCUAAAGGAUAAUUCUAAAGCUUACUCUAAGGGUAUCUUGGCUGAAAUUCUAGACUUUGUUAUGGGGAAGGGACUCAUUCCUGCGGAUGGAGAGAUUUGGCGUGUGCGAAGACGUGCUAUAGUCCCUGCAUUACAUCAAAAAUUUGUGACGGCCAUGAUUGGCCUCUUUUGCCAAGCUACGGAUAGACUUUGCAAGAAGCUAGAUGCUGCUUCUACGGCGGGAGAAGCAGUGGAAAUGGAAUCACUUUUUUCACAUUUAACGCUAGAUAUUAUUGGAAAAGCUGUAUUUAAUUAUGAUUUUGAUUCAUUAUCAAACGAUACUGGGAUUGUUGAGGCUGUUUACACUGUUUUGAGAGAGGCGGAAGCCAGAAGUACUGCUCCAAUACCGGUCUGGGAAAUACCCAUAUGGAAGGAUGUAUCUCCGAGACUAAAAAAGGUGAAUGCAGCGCUCAAGUUGGUAAAUGAUACACUUAAUGACCUGAUAGCAAUCUGCAAGAGGAUGGUAGAAGAAGAGGAGCUGCAAUUUCACGAAGAGUAUAUGAACGAACAAGAUCCUAGUAUUCUUCAUUUUCUUUUGGCAUCAGGAGAUGACGUUUCGAGCAAGCAACUUCGUGAUGACUUAAUGACACUCCUAAUUGCUGGUCAUGAAACAUCUGCAGCAGUACUAACAUGGACUUUCUAUCUCCUGUCUCAGAAUCCAGGAGUAGUGGAAAAGCUUCGAUACGAGGUGGAUACGGUUUUGGGCGAAAGGUUUCCGACAAUUCAAGACUUGAAGAACCUUAAAUAUGCAAGUCGAGUGAUCAGCGAAUCUUUGAGGCUUUACCCACAACCUCCUGUCUUGAUUCGUCGUUCUCUUGAAGAGGACAUGCUUGGACCAUACCCGAUCAAGAAGGGUGAAGAUAUUUUCAUAUCCGUAUGGAACCUGCAUCGUAGCCCAAGUUUUUGGGAUGACGCAGACAAAUUCAUUCCUGAAAGGUGGCCAGUGGAUGGGCCUGCCCCAAACGAGACUAACCAAAAUUUCAAAUACCUCCCAUUUGGUGGAGGCCCGCGGAAGUGUAUAGGGGACAUGUUUGCUUCUUACGAGAACGUAGUAGCAUUAGCUAUGCUCAUUCGGCAAUUUGACUUUGAGCUGGCACCUGAUGCCCCUCCUGUAAAGAUGACCACAGGUGCAACCAUCCACACGACAAAUGGGCUUAUGAUGAGCGUAAGGCGAAGAACCAAUUUUCAUCCUACUGACCCCAAAAUUCCUGUUGUGGAUACUGCUUCUCCUGCAAACGUUACUGAGGCUGCUAUGCCCAAUGGAUCAAAAGAGGGAAUUUUCUAGAGCGCCUACCUCACAGGACUAAAACGAUCAUCUAUUAUAGAGAAAGACCGGCUUUUCUUAUUGGAAUAACCAUAUCCAUGGUCUACUUUGGUUACAAUUUGAUCUUCAUUGCACUCGGACCAACUGCAGUAUUGGAUCACGGAAUCAAGCACAAAGUUCAUAGCCUCCACCUUCCCCCACCCUUGGGCAGGACUAAAAAAUAUCCUCCCUAAUACAAUUAGAAAAGACCCAGUGUUGAAACCAUUGGGCAAUCGUCGUAAAUAUUCAAAUAUUCAUUUCUGUGAUUUGAUGAGUAAUUUCAAAUGAAAACCUCACUUGUAUAUCUUGCAAAUGAGAAAAGACGAUGGCCUAGUGUUUAAAGUACUACAACUCCAAACAAUGUACACUGAUACAAAAUGUUUCUAUACAGAAUUGAAUGUUGUUUCAUUUAGACCAAUUAUCACUUUCACCGGAUAAAGGUUUUGGUUCAAUUCUCAAUCAACUCUCCCUUUCAUUCAGCCUUUCCUGAAUCCAAAUAUAAAUAAAAUGAAACGAUUACAGGUGGUAUAGAUACAUAUGGAAAUACAAUUUCUUAAAGGCUGCACAAGCAACAGGUCAAACCGCAAGGAGUUAAAAAGGCUGGUUAGUGAAGUCAACACAAUUUUAUCAUACUUGGCUAUAAAUAGCUCAAAACUAUC